Staurois parvus is the source of this 340-nucleotide messenger RNA. NCBI's taxonomy places the organism in Eukaryota, Metazoa, Chordata, Amphibia, Anura, Ranidae. The record is from the annotation of a GenBank genome assembly.
CAUCAGGGUCACUGAUCACCAGUGCCCUGAUGAUCGGUGCCCAGCAGUGCCACACACAAGUUCCGCCCACCUGUGCCCAGCAAUGCACCCACCUGUGCCCAGCAAUGCACCCACCUGUGCCACCCAGCAGUGUCACCACCUGUGCCCAGUAGUGCCACCCACCUGUGCCCACCAGUGCCCAUCAGUGCAGCCCAGCAGUGCUGCCAGUCAGUGCCCAGCGGUUGUGCCAGUCAUCAGUGCCACAUAUCAGUGCUGUCUACCAGUACCCAUUAUCAGUGUCGCCUAUCAGUGCCACCAAUCAGUGCCGCAUAUCAGUGCCAUCUAUCCGUGCCACCUCAUU